AUGGCGGCCGAUAACUCCAACAACCCAGACUCAGUUAAUGGAUGGAGCAAUAAGUCAGUGGUUACUGAAUUCAUUUUGUUGGGCCUGUCCAGCUCUCAGGAACUCCAACUUGUCCUUUUUAUAGUCUUCUCUGUGUUUUAUGGGGCUGCAGUGUUGGGAAACAUCCUUAUCAUCCUCACAGUAAUUACAGACUCUCGCUUACAUUCUCCAAUGUACUUUCUUCUCAGCAAUCUCUCCUUCAUUGAUGUGUGUCAGGCUACAUUUGCUACUCCCAAGAUGAUUGCAGACUUCCUCAGUGAACGUAAGACCAUCACUUUCCAGGGAUGCAUGUCACAAAUAUUUUUCUUGCAUGUUUUUGGGGGCAGUGAAAUGGUGCUUCUUGUUGCCAUGGCUUAUGAUAGAUAUAUUGCUAUAUGCAGACCUCUGCACUACCUGGCCAUCAUGAGCCGAAGGGUCUGCACUGUUCUGGUGGGAGUCUCUUGGGCCAUUGGCAUCCUGCACUCAGCCAGUCACCUGGCAUUCACAGUUGAUCUUCCCUUCUGUGGACCCAAUAAGGUAGACAAUUUUUUCUGCGACCUUCCCCUAGUGAUUAAACUUGCCUGCUUAGACACCUAUGUUUUGGAGAUCCUCGUACUCACCAACAGUGGUCUGCUCUCACUUAUCUGUUUCCUCCUUUUACUCAUUUCUUACACUGUCAUUCUUGCUACUGUUCAUCACCAAGCCUCUGGUGGGAUGUCCAAGGCACUUUCCACCCUGUCAGCCCACAUUACUGUUGUGGUUCUGUUCUUUGGUCCAUUAAUCUUUAUCUAUAUCUGGCCCUUUGAAAGCUUUCCAAUUGAUAAAUUUAUCUCUGUCUUUUUUACUGUCUUCACUCCUUUCCUUAAUCCCAUGAUUUACACUCUGAGGAAUAAAGAUGUUAAGGAAGCCAUGAAGAAGCUAAGGAGCCGAAUAUUGGUUCCAAGUGGGUUUUCUAGACAACUGUGA
Molecule: messenger RNA, 984 nt
Organism: Marmota flaviventris (yellow-bellied marmot)
Lineage: Eukaryota; Metazoa; Chordata; Mammalia; Rodentia; Sciuridae
Source: RefSeq, a predicted model, not a curated record